This is a messenger RNA of Oncorhynchus masou masou (cherry salmon), 1868 nucleotides long. Its product is annotated as stonustoxin subunit beta-like. Lineage: Eukaryota; Metazoa; Chordata; Actinopteri; Salmoniformes; Salmonidae. The record is from RefSeq and is a predicted model, not a curated record. The annotation marks the transcript as partial. Gene Ontology annotation, molecular function: protein binding. The transcript has 3 exons.
GCUGUCAGGCUGUCUAGUCACAGAGGAAGGCUGUGCUUCUCUGGUCUCAGCUCUGAGGUCAAACCCCUCACACCUGAGAGAGCUGGACCUGAGCUACAAUCACCCAGGAGACUCAGGAGUCAGACUGCUCUCUGCUGGACUGGAGGAUCCACACUGCAGACUGGAGAAACUCAGUGUGGAACAUGGUGGAGAGUACACAAUGAAACCUGGCCUUAGAAAAUAUACCUGUGAUCUCACACUGGACCCAAACACAAUAAACAUACACCUAUCUCUGUCUGAGGAGAACAGAAAGGUGACAUGGAGGGCAGAGGAGCAGCCGUAUCCUGAUCACCCAGAGAGAUUUGAGGAUGAUGAACAGGUGCUGUGUAGAGAGGGUCUGACUGGACUCUGUUACUGGGAGGUAGAGUGGAGUGGGAAAGCAGCUGAUAUAGGAGUGACAUACAAAGGAAUCAGCAGGAGAGGAAGGGGUAAUGACUGUGUGAUUGGAUACAAUGACAAGUCCUGGAGUCUGUUCUGCUCUGAGAACAGUUACAGAGCGUGCCACAAUGACAAUCUCACUCUCAUAGACGUCCCUUCCUCCAGCUCCCACAGAGUAGGAGUGUAUCUGGACUGGCCAGCCGGCACUCUGUCCUUCUACAGAGUCUCCUCUGACACCCUGACCCACCUGUACACAUAUCACACCACAUUCACUGAGCCCCUCUAUCCAGGGUUUAUGGUUUGGGAUGAUGACUCCUCAGUGUCCCUGUGUCAGGUGGUCACUGUGUCAAACACAACAUGAUGUUUCACUCUAACCAUGUGUUUUAUGUUUGAUCAAAAAUGACAUUUAAAUACAUGGAGGAACACACACACAUGCCAGGUUGGACCAGUUUAUUCCUGUAAACAAUAACCAUGGUAACUGUGUCUGUCUCUUUCUGUGAUCCUGCACCCUGUGAGAACGGUUCAGAUGCACCACACACACACUGGACACACACACACACUGGACACACACACACACUGGACACACACACACACUGGACACACACACACACUGGACACACACACACACACACACACACACACACACACACAAUAUCCAGCAACUUUGCACAGCCAUUGAAGAGGAGUGGGACUCCGUUCCACAGGCCGCAAUCAACAGACUGAUCAACUCUAUGCGAAGGAGAUGUAUGGCGCUGCAUGAGGCAAAUGGUGGUCACUCGAGAUACUGAAUGUUUUCUGAUCCACGCUCCUAUUUACAGUUAAAGUUGGAAGUUUACAUACACUUUGGUUGGAGUCAUUAAAACUAGUUUUUCAACCACUCCACAAAUUUCUUGUCAACAAACUAUAGUUUUGGCAAGUCGGUUAGGACAUCUACUUGGUGCAGGAUGCAUCACAUUUUUCCUUAACUUAACAAUUGUUUACAGAGAUUAUUUCCCUUAUAAUUCACUGUAUCACAAUUCCAGUGGGUCAGAAGUUUACAUACACUAAGUUGACUGUGAAUUUAAAGCUUGGAAAAUUCCAGAAAAUGAUGUCAUGACUUUAGAAGCUUCUGAUUUUAGCCAUUUGGAGGUGUACCUGUGGAUGUAUUUCAAGGCCUACCUUCAAACUCAGUGCCUCUUUGCUUGACAUCAUGGGAAAAUCUAAAGAAAUCAGCCAAGACCUCAGAAAAGAAAUUGUAGACUGCCACAAGUCUUGUUCAUCAUUGGGAGCAAUUUCCAAAUGCCUGAAGGUACCACGUUCAUUGUACAAACAAUAGUAUUCGUACUCUUUGGAAAAAUGUCCUCUGGUCUGAUGAAACAAAAAUUGAACUGCUUGACCAUAAUGACCAUCGUUAUGUUUGGAGGGAAAAGUGCGAGGCUUGCAAGCCGAAGAACACCAUCCCAACCGUGAAG